Messenger RNA from Eremomyces bilateralis CBS 781.70, 1356 nucleotides. RefSeq lists its product as uncharacterized. The record is from RefSeq and is a predicted model, not a curated record. NCBI's taxonomy places the organism in Eukaryota, Fungi, Ascomycota, Dothideomycetes, Eremomycetales, Eremomycetaceae. Bases 171 to 1187 code for a protein of 338 amino acids. The transcript has 2 exons.
CUUACCACCAAAUGUACCUUUAAACAUGGUCACCAUUUGAUCUCCCUUAACCCUCCACGUCUCCCUUAACCCUCCAUGUCUCCCUUAACCCUCCAUGUUUCCCUGUCUUCCGUAGCAUAACGCUAGAACCCGUAUAACUCGCAUCAGGACCCGGCCGUACAAGCGUAAUAAUGUCAUCAAAACGCGAAUCGCUCGUCGUCCUCGAUAUGAAUCGGCUUUAUUCCGUGGGAGAAAUCAGAGCUAUCAUCGAGGCACGUAAGGCCGACUUGAAGAAACAAGGAAUGGAAGUCACCGACGAUACCAUCAUUCAAUGGGGAGAGAAAAAGCGCAAGUCCGACGUAGCCAGCCUUGACGAUAAGGCGUCCGCAGAGUCACCUGAUGAAUACUCUGACGAGGAUGAACCAAUUUCUAUUAAAGAGAACUGUGACCAGAUACGGAGCAAGAUCAAUACUUUCAUAGACAAUGGCGGUAUGAAGGUCACCGAGUUCCAGGAAGUCAUUGGAGUCAGUGCCUCCAGCUACUAUGGCUUCAUGAAACAGAAGGGCAAGGACAAGGGUAGCUCUAGCGGUACCUAUAUCAAAGCAGCCCAAUUUUUCCAGAAGCGUGAACCCAAGAGGCUGCCCAUGCCGAAGAAGAGGAAAGUGUCCGAUUCAAAAGCAGCUUCGGGCGAAAAGAACCCUGAAGGCGCCGCGCCCAAAGCCAAUAACAUGGUCAAAUCCAAGAAUUCGACUGCUCUUGAUAUUUCAAGCAUUUCUCUCGAUGGCGAGGACACUGACUCCGUCCCUAUUUUUGACUCCCCUGGAGAGAUCCGCCGAAAGAUCAGUCUUUACCUUCGUAAGGACUGCGUCACCCAAGCGGCUUUUCUCCGCGAGCUCCACGCCCAGAUGCACGGUCCGCGCAAGCUGGCGAGGAUGCAAAGCUCCCAGCUCACCAACUUCAGAGGCAAGAGGGAACCGAUGGGAGGUAACCAAUCCGGCAUCUACUAUGCUGCUUACGUCUUUUUCGAGAAGCAGCGCUUGGCCGCGAACAAGCCAAAAUCCCAGCAUCGCCUCGAAAUGGAAGAAGUGUGGGGGGGUAGAGGAGGUGUCGAUGUCAAAAGGAAUCUAGUCAACCAGCGUAUCCUCUGUAUGCCCAAUCAACGGCCCUCUGCGGACAAAUUUGGUCGCGUCUUGGUAGUCCAACGCUGAUGAAAUUGAUUCCCGAUAUAGUCUUUCAUUUGCUGUUGUCUGUUACUGGCGUUGAUGGUUGUUCUUCUUUCUGUCAAUUACACUCAUCGUAUAUUAAGGUGUACAUAUGCUAUUGUAUUAUGUAUCUAGACAUAAGUAGAGAGAAAAUGAAAGUUCAGUAUCAAACCUG